Bombus huntii is the source of this 2835-nucleotide messenger RNA. RefSeq names its product mitochondrial uncoupling protein Bmcp (gene Bmcp). Gene Ontology annotation, biological process: transmembrane transport. NCBI's taxonomy places the organism in Eukaryota, Metazoa, Arthropoda, Insecta, Hymenoptera, Apidae. The record is from RefSeq and is a predicted model, not a curated record. The transcript has 7 exons. The coding region runs from base 746 to 1681 and encodes 311 amino acids.
GAGACAUUCUGCUCGUCUCUACUGCUUGCAAGAAUGAGAAUGUGUUGUCUUCCAUGUUGAUUUUUCACGAUUCAAUUUUCGAACUGUUUGUACUUAUGUUUCGGUAUAUGAGCAUUGAAACUUAUUUAUGUGAUCGUCGGCUGUAACUAUUGGCUGCAGACUAGUGACACUCGAACGGACAGACUAUAUAUACUACAUUCACAAUGAUUGGUUGUAGCUUUCAGUUCUAAUUUACAGAUUUUUUGAACACCUUUAAAAAAUGAUGCAAGUCAAUAUAUCUGUCGGCUAAGCAGACUUCCAAUUAAAAUAAAAAUACUGAUAUAACAAAUUAAUUGUUAUUAUUGAUUAUUAUUUUUACGUAAACUUCAUGAUAUAGAUACUUACUGAUUAAACUGUUUGUGAUUACAAUAGUGACAUUUUUAGAAGAUUGAUGUUAAAUAAAAAAUCUUAUAUUAGUUUCAUAAAGAAAUAUAUGUACACGUGUUUUUUGUAUUGUUUAUUCGUAUUUCUGUAAAUGCAGUGUUAAAAAGUCGCUUGAAAUAAUUUUAAAGUCAGUUAAUCUUACUGGAAUGCAUUUAUUUCAUUAGCUUUUUAGUCAUUUUAUACACGGUGUCGUUAAUAUUUUUAAUAUUAAUAUUCAUAUAAAAUAUAAUAUUAAUAUUUCAAAUCAUAUUAUAAAAUUUACAAAUCAAAUUUAUUGUGUUAAAAGUAAUUUAUAUCUAUUAACCAUAAGCUAAACGUUGUAAUGGGAGAGAGUCAGUGGAAUAAUUGGAAACCUUUUAUCUAUGGGGGUUUAGCUUCGAUUGUUGCAGAAUUAGGUACUUUUCCUUUAGACACAACAAAAACACGUCUUCAAAUCCAAGGACAAAAAUUUGAUCAAAAAUAUGCGCAUCUAAAAUAUUCUGGUAUGACAGAUGCUUUAUUUCAAAUAUCACAACAAGAGGGUUUUAAAGCUCUAUAUUCUGGGAUUAGUUCAGCUAUUUUAAGGCAAGCUACUUAUGGAACUAUAAAAUUCGGUACCUAUUAUUCUUUAAAAAAAGCAGCUAUGGAUAAGUGGAAAACAGAUGAUUUAGUUGUUAUAAAUGUUAUAUGUGCUGCAUUAGCUGGUGCUAUCUCAAGUGCUAUAGCUAAUCCAACUGAUGUAGUUAAAGUUCGUAUGCAAGUAACUGGAAUUAACUCAAAUUUAACAUUGUUUGGUUGUUUUCAAGAUGUAUAUCAACAUGAAGGUAUUUGCGGUUUAUGGAGGGGUGUAGGACCUACUGCUCAAAGAGCAGCAAUUAUUGCAGCUGUAGAAUUGCCUAUAUAUGAUUACAGUAAAAAAAAGUUUAUGGUUCUAUUGGGAGAUAGUAUUAGUAAUCAUUUUGUGUCCAGUUUUAUAGCUAGUAUGGGAAGUGCAAUAGCUUCUACUCCAAUAGAUGUUGUGCGUACACGUUUAAUGAAUCAAAGAAGGAUACCUACCGCAAGUGGCAUGUUACCACCUCAUAUUUAUAAUGGUAGUAUAGAUUGCUUUGUACAGACUUUUAAAAAUGAAGGAUUUUUAGCCUUAUACAAGGGUUUUGUACCUACUUGGUUUAGAAUGGGACCAUGGAAUAUCAUAUUUUUUAUAACAUAUGAACAGUUGAAACAAUUGGAUGAUUCAAAUUUAUCAUUAAAUAAUGAAUUGGAUCACUCAAAUAAAUAGUAGUAAAUAGAAGAAAAUAAAUAAAACAAACAAGUAUGUGUAUAUGAAUAUAUGAAAAAUUAGUGGUAGUAAUAAUAGGUUACACAAUUAACAUUUGUAUUACAUAAUUUAUUUUUAUGAAAUGUUUAUUUAAACAUAUGUGAAAAAACUAUACAGAAAGUAUACCAAAAUAAAUAGAAUUUAUUUUCUUUAGCAAUAUUGAAAUUACAAUCAUUAGUGAAAGUAUUCGAAGUAAUAUGACAUCAUAUGCUAUAUGAAGAAUAUAAAGUCAUGAAUAUUGAACAUUCAAUUUACAUAUAAUUCAAAACGCACAUUAUGUUCACAUUUUGUAGAUUAAGUUGCAAGUUUUUAUUUUUUAUUUACUUUUUUUAGAUUUAUAAAUACAAUUGCAAAUUACUUUUAUUAUUUAAUUAAUUUUAUGUUCUUUGUAUUUAGAUUUAUGUUUUCAUAAAAGAAUAAGACUGAAUGUUAGGAAAUAAAUUUAUGAAAUACAUCCAAAGAACUUAUAAAAACUAUGUACUACAUAUCAGUAUGUAUAAAUUUAUGUAUAAAAAUUUGUUGUAGACUCAAGUCUACAAAAAGAAUAUGUUAAAGAACCAGUAUUUUAAAUGUAUGUAUAAUGUUUGUAUUUGAGACUUUUUAUAAACUGUUAGGAAUGUGUAACAGUAUGACAUAAAAUAUGCUAAAAUAUUAUAAUAUGCAACAAAUGUUAGACUUUCAACGAAUAUCACAACAAUUUUAAAUGAAUACGUCAUGUAUGUAUUAGAUACAGCUUUCCUGCUAUAUUAUAUCUACUAAGAUGAAAAGUUUUGCUAUAAACUGAUAGUGAAAUUUAUAACUAAGGAAUAUUUCAGUCACAUUGCAGAUAUUACAAUAUGAAUUAUACAUUUUUACAAUCCCAUACGAUUAUUUUCCUGUCUUUUCCACCAGUUAAGACUAUAUUAUUUUCUGUUGAUACCGAUAAUGUAUUAAUUGGACCUAAAAAAUGACUGUAUUCUUAAUUAUCAGUAAAGUCAUAUGUACAUUAAGUUUUAAGUAUCGAAUAUUCCAAUGUAAAUACAAGGAAUUAAUGUAUUAAUAUAUAUAGAAUACUGUACCAUUAUGGCAAUGUAUUUGUGUAAUAAAAACUGCUCCUUGGCGGUUCCAAACAUUAA